AUGCGGAGGGCGCUGCUGCCGACACGAGCCAUUGUUGCCGUGCCUCUUUGGUAUGGCUGUCGCCUCUUCUCACAUGACGGCGAGAGCAGAGCAUCGGCACCUGAGAGUGCGAGCUCGACAUCAGGCACAACAGCAACAACAACAUCAGCAGCAGCAGCAGCAGCAGCAAAAGCUGGAGCAACUGCGGCCCAAACAAACACAACAGGGGGAGCAACCGCGAAACCAACGAACGCACCAGCAGCAGGAGCGGCUGAGGUGAAGGAGGAGUACAGCAUUCCCACGGCCGACAUCCUUCGGGCGGUGAAGCAACGCGAUUUUAACGCCUUUCAGUCGCAUGCCGUCGGUAUUGUUCACCACAAGUGGAAAGAGGAGCACAAUAUCCCCGCGGUCUGCCUGCUCAUCUUGUUGGUUACAUGGUACUCCGUAUCGAGUGCGCGGCGCCGUGUGGUUCGGUCCUGCAAGGCGACCGAGGCCAAGGUGAAGGAAGAAGCAGAACAGACAGUUGAGCUGGUGGGGACACUUGUUCGCAAGUGGAGGCAAGACAUUCAAAGGGCAGACCAGCACCUGCAGUUGAUACUGGAUAAGAAUAGUGAGCUGACGAAAGACAUUGACCGCAUGACAGCCGCUUUGCGUCAGUGCUACGUCAACGUGCCAGCCAGCAAAGGGGCACAGGCAAAGGAAUCGGCGCAAGAGUAG
Trypanosoma grayi is the source of this 696-nucleotide messenger RNA. RefSeq lists its product as hypothetical. The coding region runs from base 1 to 696 and encodes 231 amino acids. The transcript has a single exon. NCBI's taxonomy places the organism in Eukaryota, Euglenozoa, Kinetoplastea, Trypanosomatida, Trypanosomatidae. The record is from RefSeq and is a predicted model, not a curated record.